AUGAAGCUUCAGGACCGAUAUCCUGAACUGUCGUCGCUCCAGCGAGCGGAGCGACUUUGCCGCCUCGUCCAUAGUCCUGAGGACUUGCUCAAAGAGAUCCGCAACCCGGGCCAUACCAAUUGGGAUCCAUUUGAAGAGCCAGAGAAUCUUCUCUUAGAGAUCGAAAGUGGUAUUUUGAUUCGACCGAACCAGGAGAAUGUUACCAGGACAAUGACUUGGUCCACCCGAGGACAGAAUAUCGUGCUGGAAUUGAAUAUGGGGGACGGAAAAUCAUCGGUGGUAGUGCCUCUUGUCGCCGUAGCGCAUGCUAAUGGCCGAUGUAUUGCCAGAAUUCUGACUCUAAAGCCCCAAUCGCGACAAAUGUAUCAAAUGCUCGUUGGGAAGUUGGGCGGCCUCCUGGAUCGUCGAGUUUAUCAGCUUCCCUUCUCGCGGUCAUUGAGUCUCGGGGAGGCUGAAGUAGAUGAAAUUCAGCGCAUGUGUUACGAGUGCAUGUCAAUUGGCGGUGUCUUGCUUGUACAACCAGAGCAUAUCCUGUCCUCGAAGCUCAUGUGCCUUGAAUGCUUCAUUAUGGGGAAACUCGCGGUAGGCCGCUCGCUACUUCACACCCUGAACUUCUUUCGCGAGUAUGCCUGUGACAUCAUUGAUGAGAGUGAUGAAACUUUCAACGCCAAGUUUGAAUUGAUAUAUUCUAUGGGCGCUCAGCGCCCUGUGGAGCUUAGCCCGCAGCGAUAG
Penicillium diatomitis is the source of this 732-nucleotide messenger RNA. RefSeq lists its product as uncharacterized. The record is from RefSeq and is a predicted model, not a curated record. Bases 1 to 732 code for a protein of 243 amino acids. Lineage: Eukaryota; Fungi; Ascomycota; Eurotiomycetes; Eurotiales; Aspergillaceae. The transcript is spliced from 2 exons.